Vespa velutina is the source of this 11702-nucleotide messenger RNA. RefSeq names its product protein unc-80 homolog (gene unc80). Gene Ontology annotation, molecular function: monoatomic cation channel activity. The transcript is spliced from 49 exons. The coding region runs from base 355 to 11052 and encodes 3565 amino acids. Gene Ontology annotation, cellular component: axon; cation channel complex. Gene Ontology annotation, biological process: monoatomic cation homeostasis. NCBI's taxonomy places the organism in Eukaryota, Metazoa, Arthropoda, Insecta, Hymenoptera, Vespidae. The record is from RefSeq and is a predicted model, not a curated record.
AGUUAGUCACGAUCCUGGCGUCGUGGUGCAUCACCCUCCGGUCUUCGUGUUAUCUGUCUAAAUGAAAAUCACCCAAGUGUGUCAUGCAAAGUAGGCUAAAAGACUGGCACGUGAUAUACCUCUGAUAACUUUGCUCCUGGCUUAUCGCGCCUGUCAUCAUCCUGCCUAUCAACAUUUACCUUACGAUAGUGCCUUCUCCGUUAUCCGUGCUAAUCCUUUGGUCAAUGCGUAAAAGCUCCGUUAAUAUAUCCAUCGGGCGCGGAUUUUCCAAACGAUAAAAAGAAUAUUUAAGUGAUCGUUCAUCUACGUACAUCCUUCAUAUUUCCCAAUAAUUUAGGUUACUCCAAGAAUAAUAUGGAAAGACGUAGAUCCAUCAAUGGGAGCCUCAAUGAGCAUACUCUACCUAUUCCAGUGCAGAUGUUCCUCUGGCGACAGUUAAGGCCUUUCAUACGAAUGAAACUUGGAAAAUUACAUGAAGCAUCCUGCACGUUCUGUCAACACGUGCCAGGCCAUCACGAGAUGAAGGAAGCCUGCACGUCUCUAGAGAAAGUGUUGGUCCAAAAUCUCCACAAUGAUCUGACGCCGUCUUUGAGCAUAAUAUUGGGCGCGAUGCCACGUUGGCGUUUGAUUCAGGCAGCACUACCAUACGUUCUCCACGCGACAGCCAAUCUUUUGCACAAUAGGAAGGAUCUUCAAAGUCUCGGUGCAAUGGAAACGACACUUCUUUAUAUCCUUCAUUGGAUCUUACUUGAUGCCGCCGAGGAAUGUGCCGAACCCGACGUCGAUUCAGGAAAUCCUUUCCAUUAUUUAUUCUCGAUACCGACGAUGACGCUGUUCGUCUAUCUCUUCGCUCCGCUCUGCAAUUAUUUAAAGGACAUCGAUUUCAAGACAAAUUUGCGACUGGAAAACGGUUUAAAGAUAUGGACUGCGAUGUACGAAUGUCGGCAUCCCGAUACACCCUGCUUCACGGCCCAUUGCCGGGUAAAGCCUCGUGUAUUGUGGAAUCGUUCUUUUAAAUUCGUUCAACAUCAUCAAAUGCCGGACGAUGUUUUCGUCGGUGGAAACAGCGAGAGCCCACUCAGUCAAUCGGUGGUUAAUACGUUGACCGAUCAGAAUAAUAUUUCUCAGAAUGUUUCUCAGAGUGUGGAGAAAAAGCAGGACGAGGAAAGUCCUUGGGUAUCUUCGCCAAAGGAUACUGCAUUUCCGGAAACAAUACCCGAAGAGAAUUCAGGUGCCGAAGAUGAACACGUGGUUAUAUUCAGAUUGUCGUCACUGGGCGAGUCCGAUAGAGGAAUCGACGGGGUAAAAGAAGUGUCAACUAUAUUCGCCGAUGAAACCAGCAUAUUUCACGUUGCCAUGGGUAGAAGUAUCGGUUCAUCGAAAUCUACCCUUACGAUAGAGAAAGUAACAGCAAUUUCCGGAUUGGAUAGUUGCAGGCAAUAUUACAGGAAGCCCUCUCAAAGAGCGAGUACGGAAAAGGAGAAAGAAGAAAAGGCAUCUAAGACGGAGAAAGAGGCGGAAAAAGAGAAAAGUAAUUCAAAAACGUCGGGUCAACAUCAAAGCUCGCCGUCCGAUACGUCAGGUCAGACGGCUGAUCAUAUUCUCGAGGUUGAUAUUCGGGCAGCAACGUUUCUCGACGUAGCUGUUCUUAGAUGUCUCUUCGUAUCUCAAUGGCAAGAAGAAGGAGUAUAUUGGGCCUUGCAGUUUUUAUAUCAUCGAUUGCGUAGGAUAAAUGAGGAGAGUUCGGUGCAACAGAUGCCUCGUCGACGUAGUAACUCCUUGCCAAUACCAAAGAUCGAGGUCUCUAUUUAUCAGAGUCCCGAGAGCAAAAAGAAAGACGUUUCGAAAGAUUUCAUAGAGAUUCCAGAAGUACGAGAUGUUUCUUUGCUGGCGGAAUUACCGUGCCUAACUUGCAAAGGUCACGACGGAGAGUCAAGCCAUACGAGACGUGCUAGCGAAAAGACGAAAAAACGUAUGAAAAUGGCCGAUCUCAAAGCUUUCGUCGAGACAAAGAUAUUGUCAAAAUCGGAGAAAGCCCUUGAAAAGAUUGGUCAGGAAGAGCACAAGAUGCUAUUCGAACAGGAAUGUCACAGGAGCCUUGAUACGGGUGACGACCACUUGACGAGACCAACAUCAACGAGUUCGAAAAUCUUCGAAGCGAAAGACGUCGAUCAUAUAAAGCAUCCAACUAAUUUAAUUAAAGGAAAGAGCAUGCCAAGUUUGAGCUGCUUGAUUAACGAGCUGACCGCGGGAGGGUACAUUGGUGACACGCGUAUCGAGAGGAAACAAGGUCGAUUUUAUAGUCAAUCCUACACCGCACCAAACCCUAUCAUCACCGUCACGGAACACACGCCUACUCCGUCACCAGAUUAUAUGAAACGUCAGGGAUCGAUCGACAGUCAAUUGGAUGCUAUCGGUAUGCAAGGUGGGAAAUUGGACUUUGAGAGAAAGCCUAGCCUAACGAGAUCUCAAACGGAUUCUAAUAUAACUUAUAUGAGCGACGAGGUGCCAGAAGCUCCUGGUUCAGGUUGUUACAUCACUAAAGAGGGUGACAUCGAUUACCAAGUGGUCUUGAAGGCCGUUAAUUCGAUCGCAUUGCGUGACAAUACCUGUUGCACGGUUCGCGUCUGCGAAAAUAUUUUAAACCUCGUUGAACUCUUAAUGGACAUGGGAGUGAUGAAGCAAUGUCUUAGAGACGAGUCUAUGGGUAGUAAUCCCGGUUCGGGCACGGGAAUGGAGAAAACGGAAUCCGUACGAAGGCAGGACUCUCCCUCAACGACGAACGAACAAGAUCGUAGGCACGAUUCCGAUGGGAACCACAAACCAACCGCCCAUAAUCUUUUAAUGAACUGCGUUAUCAGAGUACUGAAGCAUUUGGGUUGCCCGCACGGAUGCUCCGAGGGAAUACACGGACCACACGCGGACUUUUGUCGUUCUCAGGGACAAACGAUAUUGGGAAAAUUACAUCGAGCGAGUUUCAAGCAAUUUUCCAAGUUCCUCAAGACAAUGAUACGCGAACAACCGAUCACGGAAAUCCUAGACUUUUUUCAUGCUUACGUUGGCUUCUGCGUCGAUCCAACUUCCUUGUUAUCUCCGCUGAUUAUAAAAUGCUUAAUAGAUCAGAAACGAGGCUCCAACAAGUCACCGGACGCGGCAUCUCAAGGUGGGUACGCGACGAAUUUUGGCGCCGGUAUGAUGGGCGGCACCGUUUGUAGUAACGUUGGUACUACCGCGACUACUGCGCCUCACACAACAGGAACGACGACAACUGCAGGAAGUACAAAUAUCGCAUCGGUAAACGCAUCCUACGGGACAGGUAGCCACGGCGUUCGCGGAAUCGAGGGCCAAAUAAUGAAUUGCGUUUUCAAGACCCUCGUUACUCGCUUCGUAAACUCUACGAAAGAAUUAAAGUCCCAAGAAAAUAUUGGGGUUUAUUGCGAUCUGAGGCAAUUCAUGACUUAUGUUAAGGAGGCUCACGGUGGUAUAUUUCGGCGUGUGGCCUUGAGCGGCAUUUUAGAUUCCACCGAUCGUCCCAACAAGCGUUGCAAUAGCAAGGUUCAAACAACACGCGUCAUCAGGCACAUACACCAAUCCGAUUUGGAGGAGCACGCGGAUAUUGGUGGCGAUACCUGUUACACGGUAGACGACAGAGGCACCAGAAAAUUUCUUUUCAAGAAGAGGAGUACUUCCUCGACUUGCGCAAGCCUACUUGAAACUGAAUUGAACGAGGAGAAUACGAAAAUAAGCCAGAGCCCAUUGGGGAAUUUGCGUAAGAAACAGCACGUAUUGACGCCUAGACAGAGCGAACGCAACUUAGGAAUCGGAGAAUCCUGUUUAGGAUCAGGAAAAAUACGAAAGUCAACUCGCUUUCAAAUCGGUGGUAUCGUGAAUUGGUUUCGAAAGGAGUACGGUAGGACAGAUUCCACGGACAGUCAUGAAAGCAGCGAGUCACCCACGGACGGUAGUUUCGUAAGACAACCGAGUCUACAUUAUUACGGGCAUCACCGUAAUACGUCACGAACUAGUCGCGGGGUUGGACAUACCCUACAAAAGGCAAGGCGCCGAAUGGAAGAUCAAUGGAAUAAAAUCGGUUUUGGUAAGAGCAAGAAAAAGGAAAGUUUAGAAGAGCCAACCGGUAUCUAUUUUAGCAGAAGAAAUUCCAUGGAAUUGGGCGAAGCUUCGAGGGAAUCAGAAUUUGUCGUUUUGAAAGAAAGAAGAUUAGUACCUCGCACGGCCAUCUACGACGGGAUGCUGAGGUUUUCUUUCCUAUUGGAAACGUGCCAACCUGGCUCCGUACCCGAUCACCAUUUGAUGGCAGCUAUAUUGGACCUACCUUACGCGCCAGUAGUCGCCCGUGCCUGUUUGAUAUUGGAAUGCGCCCACCUCGUUCAUCAGUGUAACAAAGGGCAUUGGCCAACGUGGAUGAAAUUGAACUUUCCCAUGUUCCGACCGUCGGUGCCAAUUAAUAAUCGUAAUGCAUCGUCAGCACUUAGGCGAAUCCACGUACUCCAGAGAACAGCGGGAAAAUUAUUUUAUCAGUGGGCGGAGGCAAUAGGCGCGAGACUGGAGGAAUUAUUGAUCGAGGAAAAGCAGAAUGUCGAUCAGGUAAUAGCAAUGGUUUCCGAUGAAAACAAGCAACGCGAUUUAAUCAUCGAAGACGAAGAGGAGGAUUUCCUUGACGAAGCUAGCAUAAAUAGCUAUGGAUCGCAGUGUCCUGUGGCAUUGCGCCUUGUCGCUUGUAUACUUCUAUUGGAGGUAACGGCCUUUCUUAGGGAAACCUAUCAGACGUUACCAAAGUCCAAUAAGCUAUUAACGAAGGAACGACCGCCACCUUGGGAGCGAAUGCAUAGCAAAGAGGCAAAUCGAAGAUGGAGCGUAGCCCUCUCGUCGAUGGGCCACUCUCAAACGUCCGCCCAAAGUCUUCAAUCGAUAGCUGGCGAUCGCGAAGUGACCGCCGAACGCAAGAUCAGCUUCGUUCUUUAUGAGCCUGACAACGAGUCGGAAGGAAGUAGCAAAUCUACAGUGACGAUUCAGGGUGAGGAAGGACCGAACGUUGUUGAUAAGGAUAAGGGCAAGCGGUCUCAGGCGCCACAGGGUAAGCCAUUUUUAUUGCGCCGUGGUACCGGGGGUACCACUACUGGUUCAUUUAAGAAGAGGAGCUUAAAACUACGCCGUGGGACCAAAGAGGGCAAGGACACCGAGUGCGAAGCAUAUACGGUUAAACGGGCCGAUUCGAUACAAUCGAAGAGAAAAGUGAGUUCAUUGUCCGACAGAAGCGACACCUCCGAGCCCGGUGGUUUAGGCGGAGAGGUCAGCGGGGAGGAGUCACCCGGUAUUUUAAGCGACGAUCAGCCCCCGGAAAGCCCUAGCGACAGUAAUGAAACAGACGAAACCAAUAAAAAUUUUCCUUGGAUGAAGGUGCUCGUGCAAGUUUCGAAUUCUUUUAAUUUUUAUUGCUCCCAUCAAAACUUUUGCCAUCCAUUUUGCCAUCGCCGUCAAAUGCGUGCCAGCAGCAGACUGAUCAAAUCCGUAAGGAAGAUUUACGGCGAGGAAUUUGGGAUACUCAAUGGUACGGGUAUGUUCGACAUCGAUACCGAGAAAAAAGAGGACGGCAAGAAAGAGAAACGAAGCCGCAAGGUAUCCGAGCAGACUAGCACCCAAGUGUCGCCCGUCAAAAGAAAAGACAGCGUAGGACGGAAGUACAAAAUCGAGAAGAAUCUCGAGUCGGGAUCACAGUCGGGUCGAUUGUAUCAAAGGGACUCGUCUAAGGACCUGGCGGAUCAAGACUCUGGGGAUAAAGGGAAGGAAUCGUCGAAAAAUAUCAAGGGAAAAGGAGAUGCCGAAGCUGAGACACCACCGAUCCUGAAGUACAUUAAGACACAAGUAAAAAAUGCUUUUCACGCCCCUAUAGCGACUCUGGUAAAAGGUGCGGUUGUUAUGACCGAAGAUCUGUUUGUCGACGUUCUACCGGUCGCGUGGGAACUCCUUUUGGAAUCCAAUCAAGAAGUGGCGGCUUCCGCUGCGUCCCUUUUUAUAGUAGCGGCUGUAAGAGCGCCGAAUCAGGCCAGCGAAAUAAUGAACAAUGGUCUUCAACACAGUAAUUCGUCGGUGCGAAUAAAUGCUAUAUUGAGAUUUCAAGUAUUGUGGAAAUUGCGUUAUCAGGUCUGGCCUAGAAUGGAAGAGGCGGCCCAUAUGACUUUCAAAGUUCCACCGCCAGGGAUAGAAUUUACCUUGCCAUCUCCGAAAAUUGGAAUUGAGUCUUUACCAGUUGUCGAUCCACCUUGGAUGCCUCAAGUUAAAACGAAGGUCGAAGAGGUCACCAUCAAUCAGGAGCGUCACAGAUCAUUGGUUACGGCGACUAAAACACGAAAGAAACAGCAGACCGAGUUAAUAAAGAAAGCUCUACAGGCGCAAGACGAUAAGAAGAGAGAGGAAAGGGAAAAUUUUCUGAUAACAACGAUACCGAUUACCGUUCAAGCAGCCUACGAACCUAGUCCGGUGGGGGAUGAUCAUGACGAAGACAUAGAUAUGUCGCCCUGCAUUUUCCUCUCCUUACAUGUAAAUUACGCGUAUGUAAGGGGUUAUGCGGUAACGUUGUUAGGUAACGUUGGAGAUGAGGACGGUGCUGAGGCGAUGCCAAGAAAUACUCAGCAUCAUGGUCAAUCAGCUCUGUCAUUGUUUCCAUCCUCUUUGUGUUCCGCUAUCGUUCAAAUAAUAAAUUUAUUGGAUAACGCCGCCGUGUCCGACGAUGGGAACGCUGUUUAUGAAGUUGCGUAUCAGGUGAUCUGGGGAUGUCUUGUAGAAGAUAGUGCGCUCUUCCUUCGUUACGUUUUGGAACGCCUUACAAGGGAUAAGCAAGAAUUGAUGUUUAAAAUUCUACGACAUCUUAUUAGAUUUGUCCCAAAGCUACCGCAGCAAGCAGCGUUUGCUUUGUACAAUUACAUUAUAGGUUAUGUGAUGUUCUACGUUCGUUCACCUCACGAGGAAGGCCAGAAAUUGAUCGGCACUGCUCUAUCUAUUUUAUGGAUGGUCGUCCACAGUGUACACGGUAUAAUGUUCAAAGAUCUCAAACAAAUCCUUCGCAAAGAACAAUGCGACGCUUCGAUUUUGCUAACCGCAAACGUUCCUUCGGCAAAAAAGAUUAUUGUUCACGGUCCCCAGGAUCCUGACGCUACUGGUAUACCGUCCCAAUUUCCGGUACAGGAAGACACACAGUUUUGUCAGAUACUCCGGGAAUCGUUGGAUUUUUUUGGAAUCGAAGAGCCAAAGCACAAAGAAUACUUCCUUGUAGAUUAUAAAACACAUCAGAUACACAAUCCAUCGUCGUACGUUCGGGAUUAUUACUUUUUUAAAAGAUCUCAGUAUCCACAAAUUGAAUUGGUUCAUAUGAAACCAGAAGAUGCAUUUAAUGCGCUUCAGCGACAAGAGCUUGUUCACAAGUUCGUCGAAAUUGGUAAAGUUCUAUUGACAUGGGCAAUAUUGAAGAACGUUGACAUGGUCGUACAAAGAGUCGUAUUUCUGCACGAGGAACUUAUGAAAUUACCAUCGUUUCCUAGAAAAGCUUUGGAAGCAGAUUUGGAUCUUUAUAAGGGUGGUGAGAUAGGCAGAGAGCUACUUGGAUUAGACGUGAUGCACAAAUUCAUGUGGGUUAGACUGAUAGCCAGGAUGUUCGAGGCAAUGGCCGGGAACUUUGCUUACUCCGGGGACAUCCAUUUAUUCCUCAACGUGUUAAACGGCGCCGUUAUCCUUCAUAGCGAGGACUCGUGCAUUUUACGAUACGUUAUCGCCACCUACAUAAAUGCCGCGCAUAAUUUUAAAAAUAUAUUUUCAACAAAUGGCUAUCUCUUGAUAAUGCCAACGUUGCUGCAAUUGUACGCGACUCAUCAAGCUAACAAAUUGGUAACAACUACGGUAGAAUACGCCGUUAAGCAAUUUUACUUGAUGAACAGAAAACCGUUUAUCCUUCAAAUGUUUGGAAGCGUAUCGACGAUAUUGGAUACCGACGAGACAAGUGUCCACGGAGAAGCUCACAAAGUACCCUCGACGUGUCUGUUCAACCUUUUAUUGAGUUUGGAAACGCCAUCGCCCGAUCCUUUAAAUAUCGGAGAACUUGUCAAGGAAGAGAAGCCUUUAAAAGCUAUUGACUUUUGUUAUCACGACGAGAAUGAAAUGGUUACUGUACUAGAUUGCAUAUCACUCUGUGUCAUGGUUAUUGCUUAUGCCGCGGACUCCAUUCGGGGACAACAAAUGCUUAUAAUAUUAGAAGCAAUAUUGCCGUGUUACGUCCAACAAAUUCAAUCUCCUACUUACAACAAGGAAGGAAAAACCGAAAAAGAAAUAAUUAAUCAAUUGGCUAUAGCGGUUAAAACGUUGGUUAAUAAUUCGGAGGCACUAACUAAAUAUUACAACGGACCACAAAAGUCAAGCCCCGAACACAAGGGAUCCAGUCAAAGAAAUUAUGGUAAAGGUCCUUACUCGCCGGGUUGCGUAGAUUUUGAGGACGAAACGCAUCCCACAAAGGGCCAAGCCCACAUCGAACAUUCGAAAGUGCGAAAUUUCUACGAUCGCGACGACGAUGCCGAGAGUUCGCAUAAAAAUGAAUUUAGGAGACCGCGCGAUACUUUACUCAAUAUGGUGAGCGAAUUCGUUGCCCGUUCUUCCGUACGCUUGACCGAGUUGAAUAAAAAGUCUCAAGAUGGUAAAACGAUCGAGUUACUCGACUCAAAAUGUCACGUGCGAUUAGCUGAUAUUGCCCAUAGCCUUUUAAAAAUUUCCCCUUACGAUUCUGGAACGAUGGGAUGCCGUGGUUUAAGGAGAUACAUGAACGACGUUUUACCAUCCACCGAAUGGUCAAACGACGACAUGAGACCAGCAUUGACAAUUAUUUUACGUAGACUUGACAAGACCUUCAGCAAGAUACAUAAAAAGGCGUCGAUCAGACGAAAUACCGACUGGACCGCGGCCAGCGAUCUUUUGAAAGGCGUUUAUGAGACCCUCGCAAGGUGCCCCUAUAUAGCGCACUUUCAAUAUUUGAAAACUCUACUGAGUACAUGUCAGUCUCUAAUUAUCGGCGAUACUCCUGCCGAAGACGUAACCUCUGCAUCAUCGGCCGCUUUAAUGAGUAAAAUACCCCCGCAAUAUUUUUGUUCAACUGUCUUACGUCUAAUAGCGUUACAUGUGAUUUCUCUUGGCGAGGGUUAUUCUUUGGAAAAUGUUUGUAACGGCCAAGCUAUGUUUUCCAAUCAGACAAAGACGGAGAAUAUGCUACUCAAUCUAUUGAUACCAUUAUUCUUGCGCGUUGGAACCGGGCGAAAAGAUGUUCCAAAAUUGAGACAGACGGAUAUAAGUUUUGCGUUAACAGCGGUACUGAAUACCCUAUGGCCUCCGACUACGAAGACAAUACCAUUAACCGUUCAGACGUUAAAAACCACUACGGAUGCAAGACCCGGUAGUUUAACGUUUGCAGCAAGAGAUUCGAAAACGUUAACUAAAACGUCAUUAACUUUGUAUCAGGUUGCCUUCUUAGCCCUUAAGAUUAUGACAAUAUGCUUUGAAACUGAAUUGAAGAUCGAAUGGCCAAAGAUCUUGCGUACCAUGCGCUUGCUAAACAAACGAAAUGAGGCUUCCAUAUACUUGUGGAACUUUAUAGAAUUCGUCGUUACUCACCGGACGGCCCUAUAUAUCCAAAUGUUGCCAUUCAUUGUCCACAAGGUUGGUCAAACGCCUAUUUCCGAUCACGAAAGAACUAUGCAUAGUAUCAUACGUGAGAAAAUCAACGGCAAUGCUACGACCGUGCCUAAAUCUCGUGGAACUCUCCUGACAGAUCUAAUUCACGAGCUGAAGGAUUUGAAAGAGGAAAUAGAAAAUCGGCGAUUCGAUGAACUACAACCGGAGCCAAAACGAAGCGUCGCGGAUAUGCAUGCGACCGAGGGUCAACCUCGUACACAGAGACCAUCUUUACUGAUUGAACUAUUAACCGGCGAUUUGGGAUCUCGAACUCACAUGAAUCGGACCCCAGCGGAAACUCCGAUAUCUCAUUCGGCCGUAUCUCAAUCGAUACCUCAUUCCGCUCUACAAACGGGCCACUCGAGUAGCGCUGUUAAGAUAUCAGCACCUAUGCAAAUAUAUACCCCGUCGAAUGGUACACAGAUUGCUCGUGGAUCUAUUUCGAGUGCCAGCAUAGGAUCUUCGACAUUGCGCGAGACAAAUGACAUGGCCAUCGGAGAAUUAAAUGGCGAACGACAAGCACCCACAGAUAGAUCCCAACCAUCUUCUACUAGCGAUGAACGUAACCAUGUUAAGCCUCAUCCUAUAUUACUUCAUCAAAAGGCGCCAAAACUGCGCUUUGUAUCUUCUGUAGAGUAUAGAAACUCAUCAGGGGAGACUGUAAUGAGUCAAUUGAGCCCGAGCAGUCCGAACGAAGACAGCUCAGGCGAGUCCCGUCCAGACAGGCCUCGAUUGCAACGCUCCAUGGGACAAAGCAAGAGGACGUUCCGCCUGAGAAAGAGUCGAAAAUCUCACGUUGAGAUGAAGCAAGAACAAAAGGAUAUGCCAAGCAACCAUAGUACAGUUCAGGCACCAUUGACUCCAGCAAUGGAGCCCUCUGUCUUUAGCAUACCUUCUGACUCUUCCUCGAUUCGCUCAAGGCGUAGCUUGUCUAUACGACAAUCGGACGGUGAUAGGGGUAACAAUAUGGAUCAACAACAAUUCCACGCGUUACAACUUCAGAACUACCACCACCAUUAUCGCCAUCAUCACCUUCAUCCCCAAAUGUCGGACGUUUCUUGGGAUGAGGACACCUCAAGCACAUCCGGUUAUCGCGAAUCCUAUAGCAUGCACCUGGAGAGCGUCAACAAUACUCGUGCCCAACCACCUCUGGCAUCGCCAGAUUUAAACGAUAUUCCUUCGACCAGUAGUACCACCACUAAUUACAUGGCCUUUGACGGUAGUUCGCCCGAUUGUUCAAUUAACGGCAGUAACGGCGAGAAAACUAUGUCCCAACAUUCUCUUCUUAUGGUUUUCCCGAAUCAGGACGAGGAUACGUUAAUAUAAAUGAUAAAUACCUGUUUUCUUAGACGUUCUAAUCCUAACGCUUUAUCUCUUGCUCCUAACGACGACGUGUUAAAGAAGAAGAUGAGCGCAUUAAUAGACAAAUUAUUAUCAGUUAAGUUAUCCGAGAUCAUUGUAUGAUCGUACAAUACAAAUGUUAUAUCUCAAGUGGACGGUGUUCUUUAGGUGUUCUAACUUAAAAAGUAAACGAAAAUGUAUCAACAUGUUAAGAAAUAAAUGCAGGAACGGGUAGGAAAAAUAUCUACGAUGUACUCGGAAUCAGUAUGAAAUAAUUUUAAGUUAAAACCUGAUUUAAUUGCAUUAUAUAUUUCUCCGAAAGAAGGAGAUAAAGAUUACAAGGAUUUGGAAGAUCGUAUACGUUUCAUGUAUUCUCCGUUGUGCGGAAAGACCAAUUUAAAUUAUACGAGCGAUAAUAGCCCAAGUACUUCACGCUCCAAGUAUUUGUUAUACUCAUAAAAUAUACGCACAGAUACGGUGAACUCGGAAAUGACGAUUAGGCCAUCUGGAAUGGCCUAAAAUAUGUUUGUACGGGUUGUUGCUGUAUUACAAGAUACAUAAGCAACAUACAAUUUGGGAGACGUUACAUUUCAGAAUAAAGAUAGAAUGUAUGUACCUGCUGAUAAAUAUUCGCA